CCUCACUUAAGCUGCCACUGCAAUGUUUAAAGUCCACUUUAGAGACUAUACAUAUCAGUCUCACAGCAGAGUGAACCCUUUCAGGCCUGUGUGUUCAGUUGAUCCAGAUUCUCCAGAUUUAAACACAGAAUGAAGUUGCUUUUUGGUAUUUUUGUGGUUUGCUUGUCCCUUGUUAUGGGGACCUGCACAGAAGAUACAACUCAAAAUAGCACAACUGGCCAGAACCCAGAAGAGGACUCGUCUUCGGACUGGGGCAUCGGAACAAUUCGAGAUGGUUUUGAGGCAGUAAAUGGUGUUUUCGACUCAUUUUUGGAACUACUGGGUGGAAGAAAUGGGGUUUGUCAGUACAAAUGCCGAUAUGGUAAGUACAGUAUUAGUGGUGAUCUGCAUGUUUGUCUAUAAUGGAACGUGAACAGAAUAAUUAUUGAUUUGCCGGAAAAAAAAUAUGCAAAGAGAACAUACAAAGUCAAUUAUUUAAUACCAACAAAUUAAUAAUUUUAUCACAGUGCCUUUCAAAUCACUUCUCAGUUUUUUUUCAGAGGAAAUUUUCUUUGGGUUUCUAAUCAAAACCCUAGACUCGCCUUAUUCUGAAUCUAAAAGAGAUCAUAUUUAAUAAUCACCUGUUCUCACACAAAUUUCUUUGUUGUGCCUCUUAAUUUCUUCUCUAUUUACUAUGGAUUUGUUUUAGCUCUCUUUAUCUGUCCUGGAUUGGUUGUUGUAAAACAAGGUCCAGAUUAGGUGUUUGCAACCUUCGGAACUCCAGAUGUUGUGAACUACAUCUCCCAUAGUGCAUUUACAGCCAUAAUGCUGGCAAAGCAUCUGGGAGAUGUAGUGAACAACAUAUAGAGUGCCGAAGGUUGCCUACCCCUGGCCUAGACAGUCAAGGCUAUUCGAUAAAGUGUGAAUUAUUGGGAAGCCAGAAUAAUCAAUUAAAAACAUAGCAGACAUGGACAUUUUUCCAGUUCUUCUGUUUUGUACUACAUUUUAAAAUUCCUGACAGUUCAUACGCCGGUGAAUAACCGUGCAUAGAUUCAAGCAAAUCAUUAAUUUCUUAUUGUAUCAUUAAAAUGAAUGCAGACAUUUUAUUUAGUCUGGUGCCUUGGCAACUAUUAAGGAUUUACCAAACUAUUGGGCCUAUAAUAUAUACAUGACAGAUUGAAAGCACUGGGUUGGCAUUUUGCAUCUAUAUUUUAAUGCAAUCAGUGCACACUCUGUGGGUCAUUACAUUCAUCAGAUGUCCUGGGUUCAGAAAUAUUGGUCUAACUUUUCUCAAAUACUCCAGAGUAAAUUUAAUGGAAUUUUGUUUCAGAAGCUAAAUUUAAGGUAAAUACAACACACCGUAGUUGGCGUGACAUUACCUUAUUAUCAGUCCUCUGCCUAUUUUAGUAAAUAGCACAGCAGUUCCACUGCGAUAAAUUCAAGACUUACUUAUAAAUGUUGUUUCUGGCAAGAAUCAUAGCUGUAGUUUAACAAUAUCUCCUACGGGAUUACAGUUUUCCUGAAUAAAUUGGUGUUGGCUUUAUCUUUCUUAAUCAUUUAUAUUUUUUUGCCUCUGUGUGCAGCAAGAUUAGUGAGUUAUGGGAGCAGAAAGGCACUGUAGCGUUGCCAAGCAUUAAAUAUUUUUAUUGCUAGUAAUGAGUCUGCCGUUAAUUAGGCAGUGUGUGGCUGACAAACACUAAACCGUUGAUCAUCAAUAUCAAGAGAUAUAUAACCAGAGUGGAUUACAAUCAAUGCCCUUUAAAAAAAAAAAAAAGCAAAAAAAAAAAAAGCAGGGUCUCCAGGAAGGCCCAAUUCCGUGACAAAAAAGAAUGGAUGCAUCUGGAACUGUGAUUAAAUGGGAGACUUGACUAGUAGUCCAAUUAUCCUCUACCCAAUGUGUGAGGGAGUGCAGAGUAUGCUCACCUUCAUAGAGGCUUGACUAUUCCAUUCUGUAUGUAGUGGGUUAUGGAGACUUCAAGUAUCCUAAAUCACAAAUGAAAGGAUAAUUUAGACCUGUGCAUUCUAGAGCCCACUGAGUCUGCACCAUGCUUUCACGACUUAAAAAUAUAUAAAAUAGGUGGUACCCAAAUACCAAUGCUCUCCUGUACCUGCUAGAGCCAUAUUAUCCAUAAGAUGGCAUAGCCGGAUGCCAGGGGCCCCUGUCUGAGCAUGGUGCUCCAGCUCUGGCAGAGAGACCAAUAAAUCUCCAUGCUUGGCACUGUGCCCUCUCACCUGUUUGAGGAAGCUUUGUGGUCUGCACCUCAAUUGGGUUGCAAUCUUCCCAUCGCUUCUUGAUGACUCUGAACACAUAAGCCAGCCCUCUGAGUGCCAGACCAUGAGGAAGCUACUGUCACCUUCUGGUGUCUGCAUAUUUUGUAAAGAUCCCAAUGGUGACAUGUGGUGGCCAGUGGAGGUGAGUUAUAGUUACCUGAUGCUGUCCCCCACUGGCACAUCUUUGGCUUCAUCUGCCGGGAGACCACAGCAAUGCUGUAUUUGCACAAUGUGGGGAUCCUGCGGGAGCUCUGAGGAAAAUAAAGUACUCACAUUGAUUGAGUUGGAAUUUCACUGAAAUUUCAAACCAGUCAAACGAUAUACUAAGACAAAGUAAGGGACUACUUUUUCCUCUGUGUAUUUCUUAUGCUUGGCAAACGGAGGAGUAACCUUUUGUCAAGCUUGUCCUCUCCCCAGCCAUCACCAGUGAAGGCUGUAGGGGGGAAAAAAGCACUGCUUAUGGAGGUUCCCACGGCUCCUCUACAGAACUCAGAAUUCAUAGAACUUGCAUACAUGCAUGAGAGUACAGAGCUGCCAUUGGCUCCUGGCAGUUGAAGCACUAGGAGAGGAUGCAGUAAAUAAAGAUGGCAGAACCUGCGAGGGACAGGUUCAAGUAGGUAAAUCUUACCUUUACCUGCCACAGUAAUGCAUGUAGUGUGUGUACUGGAUGCAGUGUCUGUGUUUGUGUGGUGGAUGCAGUGUCUGUGUUUGUGUGGUAGAUGCAGUGUCUGUGUUUGUGUGGUGGAUGCAGUGUCUGUGUUUGUGUGGUAGAUGCAGUGUCUGUGUUUGUGUAGUGGAUGUAGUGUGUGUUUGUGGUGUUGUAUAAGGGCUGUGGGGGGUGAGCAGUUUAAAAAAAAUAUAUAAUGAAGUAAGUUUAGUGCCCCCUCCCUGCCUCUUACUUGUGAUCAGGGAGGGGAGACUCUAGAUUCCCUCCUGGUCUGGGGGCACAGCAUGUUGUACGCUGAAGAGGGGGCCCUGUAUUCCCCAUUUUCCACCUCCUUCUCCCUAAGUUGUGUGCCGAGGAUAUGCUGCCAUGGCAACUUGUUCGUGAGAGGCUCACGCGACCGUGCGUGUGACGUCACAACGUCGAUGCACACUCACAUUCUGGGGUCAGUGGUCACCCUCUGACCAAUCACAGGAAAAGGAGGGAUAUUUAAAUCCCUGAAAUUCACUGAUUCAUUGCCCUGUCAUGGUUUCCAUUCCUGGUUCCCAAGAGUGCCUUUUCUUGUCCUGUUUUUGAUAUUCCCGGUAUUUUGACCUUGGCUAUUCCUGACUAUUCUGGUUUCCCUGACUUGGCUUGUUAAACGAUAUUGUGUAUUUCUGGCUUCCUUGACCUCAGCUAUCCCUGUACCAUUCUCUGUCUUUAACGUAUUAGUCCACCCAUUUUAAGGACCGGUUUACAUUCUAUCCUUUUCUGUUCUGUCUAUGUAGAUGUUACAUAGUUCUGCAUUUUGGACCACACUAGCAGUUGUGACAUAAGCACAUUAGGAGUAUAGGGCUUGGACCCUAUACAGCUGUACCCCCCUGACAGCGGCUCUGGGCAGAUUACAAGAUCAGAGGGAGACUGGCCGCUGGGCCGGUGACAAACGUCAUGGUUGCCAUGCCCUGAUGGUGGCCCUGAUUAUACACUUACAUUUGUCAGGGGCCAGAAACAGCUGCUGCCGUGCUCUCUCUGUGCUGCUCCAAAGAUAACGUCUUGCUUCUCUCUCUUGUGGACACUGUAACCCCACAUCCUGGUACUAACAGCCAAUGAUGGCCCUGAUUGGAGAGGCCAAAUGAAUAAAUCCACUCAUGGGCAGCCAGCUCUGCUUCCCAAAUUGGAGUUCAAUAAAAAUUCCUGACAUUUUUUCUUAAAAGACACUCUGCAUGUGCAAAACCUGCUGAAUCAGGAAAUAUUUCAAACCAACCCCAUUUGUUUUUAAAUGACAACAUGCUCUUAAGUACGCUUCUCCAAACACCUUCCAAUAAGGAGGGAGGGGCCCUGCAGAACUAAAACCUAUUACAGAAUGAAAGAGACUCAAGGUUUUUUUUUUCUUCGUAUGAUUGGGGGCUUAGCACUCUCCCCUUCACAAAAAGAAUCUUUGUUUCUAAACUACUGCAAAUACACUCCCCCCACACAUAAAAACUGGUGGGGCACUGCCCAAAGUGCCCCAAUGGAUGAGCCUUCCCAUUAUCAUCUAUAGCAGGGGUUCCCACCCGUGGAACCCUUUGACAUAGUGUGUCAACAUCACGGAAACCUCCGCCCCCGCUCCCCCUCCUCACUGGAAUUUUUUUUUUAAAUUGCACCAUUUUUUGCAUGUGCCGGUGUGUAUAUCUGUGCUUGUAUGUGCCAGUGUGUGUAUCUGUUUGUGUGUAUAUAUCUGACACACAGAUACACACACAUACUGGCACAUAGUGGCACACAGAUACAUACAGUGACACACAGAUACACACACCUUGACACACAGUGUGUAUUUGUGUGUGUGUGUGUUUGUAUGUAUCUGUGUGUCAAAGUGUGUGUAUCUGUGUUUGUAUGUAUCUGUGUAUCAAGGUGUGUGCAGUGGGGUACAUACAACCCAUGGGGCCCCGGUACGAAAACUACGCAAAAACUUACUCUGCGCGGGCUGGGGCCGCAACACAUGGCAGCGGGCACCUGGUCGCAGGGCUGUGACCUCUGCGACAGCGGUAUGUACGCCAGUGCAUGCAGAUACACAUACACUUAAAGGACCACUACAGAUCACAUCAGCUCAAUGAAGUCUGAGGUCUGGGUGCCAGGUCCCUCUAGUUUUAACCCUGCAGCUGAAAACAUAGCAGUUUCAGAGAAACUGCUAUGUUUCACUGAGGGUUAAUCCAGCCUCGAGUGGCUGUCUCAUUGACAGCCGCUAGAGGAGCUUCCGCGAUUCUCACGGUGAAAAUCACAGUGAGAAGAUGCUGAACGUCCAUAGGAAAGCAUUGAGUAAUGCUUUCCUAUGGGCGGUUUGAAUGCGUGCGCGGCUCUUGCUACGCAUGCGCAUUCAGAGCUGAGAGGCGGAUCAUGGCAGAGAGAUCCCCAGCGCCAAGGGAGCCCGGCGGUGGAGAAAGGUAAGUGCUUAAGACACACACACUCUCACGAACAGACGCAUACACACUAGCUAACAGACACACACAUUUACUGACAGACACACACUCAGUGACAGACAUACAUACACACUCACUUACAAAACACACACUCACUAACAUUCGCACACAAACUAACACAGUAACAGACACACACAGUAACACACUCACUGACACACUCUAACACUAACACACUAACACACACACUCUAACACACUAACACACACACACCGGGAUGCCGGCGCCAGAAGAUGUCAUCUUCCGGCUCCGGUAUCAGUGCGGUGCACGAGGGAGCUGAACAGGAAGCACUUAGGGGAGAGUGUUCCCUCGCGUGCCUGCCAGCCUGCCUGCGGGGUGCCUGCCAGCCUUGGGGGGCCCUGAGGUGGCCAGCUCCUGGGCCCCCCAGGAGAAGAGGCUGGCCACACUGGCAUACAUACCGGGUCGAAGGGCGGCCGGGCCCCCUGGUGGGCCGGGCCCGGUCGCAGCCGCGACCCCGGUAUGUACGCCACUGGAUGUGUGUAUCUGUGUUUGUACACACACAUGGCAGAUAGUUGCACACAGAUACACACACCUUGACACACAGUGUGUGGAUCUCUGUGUGUGUUUGUAUGUAUCUGUGUGUCAAGGUGUGUGUAUCCAUGUUUCAAAGUGUGCGCAUCUGUGUUUGUAUGUGCUGGUGUGUGUCAAGGUGUGUAUAUCUGUGUUUGUAUGUGCCAGUGUGUGUUAGUGUGAAUCUGUGUGUGUGUGUGUGUGUGUGUGUAUAUGUAUGUAUAUAUAUAUAUAUAUAUAUAUAUAUAUGGAUCUGACACACAGAUACACACUGACACACAGAUACACACACUCAGAUACACACUGACACACACAUCUUGACUAACAAAUACACACACGCACUCAGAUACACACAGUGACAUAUACACACACUUGCAUAUACACAAACUGAAACACUCACUCACACACACACACACACACACAAACACACUGAUACACACUGGCACAUACACACACUUAGAUACACACAGUGACACAUACACAAACCUUGACACAUACAUACACACACUCAGACACACAUACACUCUCACUGACAAACACACACACUCACUGACAAGCACACAUUCACUCUCACUGACAAAAACACAUAUACUCUUUGACAGACACACAAACACAUACAAACUCCUUACCAGACACAUACAAUUUUUUUGGUUUUUUUUACAUUUUACUCCACCCAGCCCCCCUACCUUUAGGAGUGCUGGCAUGGAGUCCCUGGGGUCCAGUGGGGCUGAUGGGCAGCUGGUGAGCGGUCCCUGGGGUCCAGUAGGGCUGCUGAGUGGCUGGCAUGCAGGCAGAGUGGGAGCAGUGAUCUCCCUGCUCAGCUCACUCGCAAGCCUCUUAGUGAUGCCGGAGUGUUGUCAUUGCUCACUGCUCCCUCGCCUCCUGCGGCCAUUUUAUUUUUCAAGCUUUUGGCGGAACAUCAAUUGGGAAACGCUGAUCUAUAGUAAUCUAUGGGUUUGAUUUUUACAUUUUAUGUACACUCGAGAGUCCUGCACCAUAUGUAUAUAUAGAUUUUAUAUCCAGUAAUUGGUACCCAGGUUUUAUUGGUGUUGAGAUUGUUCCAGAAGGUGUUUUAGAAGUUCCAAGAGAUUGUUUUUUUGUGUGUAUACAGUAUAUCAUUCACAAGGGGAUAGUGCGUUUUGCAUAUACAUUUUGUGUCAUCACCUGGGAAACUCUUUUGUAUAUGUUCCAAGGAGACACUGGUGAUCCUUUAUUUCUGGUGUCAGAUAAAUAGGUGACAUUUCGGGCACACAAGGCCUUUAUCAAACCAAGUUGUUGUAUGUGUGUGUGUGUAUAUUCAUUUAUUUUUUUCUUUUGGUUUCCUAUUCAUUCUUAUUCAUACAAUAAACUUAUUUUUGUGUUUUAACCUUUGGAUUUUCAGAUGAUGCAAUGUGUUGCAAUUUACCAAUUCAAGUCAGUUAUCUGUAACUCAAAGCACAAUCAAAGCAGAUUAUCGAUAGCUGAUAAUGUGUGUGACUAAUCACCUCAAAAACCAUAUAUAUAUCUUUUUUUUUUUUAAUUCGUCCUGAUGAAAGUCCCCUUGGUGGGACUGUGGUUGGCUUAUUUUAAAGGAACACUAUAGUCACCUAAAUUACUUUAGCUAAAUAAAGCAGUUUUAGUGUAUAGAUCAUUCCCCUGCAAUUUCACUGCUCAAUUCACUGUCAUUUAGGAGUUAAAUCACUUUGUUUCUGUUUAUGCAGCCCUAGCUACACCUCCCCUGGCUAUGAUUGACAGAGCCUGCAUGAAAAAAAAACUGGUUUCACUUUCAAACAGAUGUAAUUUACCUUAAAUAAUUGUAUCUCAAUCUCUAAAUUGAACUUUAAUCACAUACAGGAGGCUCUUGCAGGGUCUAGCAAGCUAUUAACAUAGCAGGGGAUAAUUAAAUUAAUUAAACAGAACUUGCAAUAAAGAAAGCCUAAAUAGGGCUCUCUUUACAGGAAGUGUUUAUGGAAGGCUGUGCAAGUCACAUGCAGGGAGGUGUGACUAGGGUGCAUAAACAAAGGGAUUUAACUCCUAAAUGGCAGAGGAUUGAGCAGUGAGGCUGCAGGGGCAUGUUCUACACACCAAAACUGCUUCAUUAAGCUAAAGUUGUUUUGGUGACUAUAGUGUCCCUUUAAUAUGAAUUAAUAAAGCUAAGUAUUAUUCAACACAUCAUUUCCAUUUUGAAGUACUUUGAGUGUGGUCAUAAUUUUGUAUUUUGUUAGACCAGCAACAGGCACAAACUAUUAUUUUUUCCAGGAGUGCAAGCCUUUUGGAUCACUAUAUCAAACCAGGUUGAUAUAUAUUUUUUGUAUUUACUUUUGUUAUGUUUAUAUACCUUAAUUAAAAGAACAGCACUUCAAGUACAACUUUCCAGUUUAUAAAAAAUUGUGUGUGGGGGGAAUCUUACUCAAGAUAUUUUUGAUGGGAUUGUGGGAUAUAAGGAAUCAAACACGGGACAAGGACUGGGGGAUCCACUGUCCUAGUGUUGGAAAUGACAGAGAUUGCCCAAGCAUUCUGGUCCCAAUACUAAAACUAACCUCCCACCCAUCCUAUUAAUAGGACCAGAGCCUGAUCAGUCAUGUGGUUCCAAAGAGUUAAACAUAACCCCACCAGUAACUAAAGUUCUGCAAGCUGCAAACCUAACCCAAGUACCACCUGCAACUGGACCUUAAAGGGAUACUAUAGUCACCAGAACAACUACAGCUUAUUGAAUGUGUUCUGGUGAGUAGAAUCAUUACCUUUUCAGAGAAAAUGCAGUGUUUACAUUACAGCCUAGUGAUAACUUCACUGGCCACUCCUCAGAUAGCUGUUAGAGAUCUUUCCUGGGUCAUGGCUGCCUAAAAUGCAUCCAAACAUUCAGUAUCUCCUCCCUCUGGAUGCAGACACUGAACUUUCGUCCUAGAGAUUCAUUGAUUCAAUUAAUCUAUAUGAGGAGAUGCUGAUUGGCCAAGGCUGUGUUUGAAUUGUGCUGGCUCUGCCCCUGAUCUGCCUCCUUGUCAGUCUCAGCCAAUCCUAUGGAGAAGCAUUGUGAUUGGAUCAGGCCACAAUUUCUGAUGAUGUCAGCAGACAGCUUGUUUUUCUGAGGCAAACCGCAUGCAGAGCUGCAGCUUCAGGCUUGAAUACAAGUAAGAUUUUGCUAUAUUUAUGGAAGCAUGAGGGGCCCAGAGGGGGCUAGAUGGUGGUUUUAACACUAUAGGGUCAGGAAUACAUGUUUGUGUUCCUGACCCUAUAGUGUUCCUUUAAAUAUGAUCAUACUAAAAACAUUAAUCAUGACCUUGCCACCCCUUUACAGGAGGUUUAAAAAACAUUGAAGACCUUUAGUUGACAUUGGCUUUUAUAUUUACAUUUCAGUUUUGAAGGGCCUUCAAUUUACUAUGACUAUGUGACUGGCAAAACUGUGUGAUGUAUAUGUCAAUUACAUCAUACAUCAGGUUGUUUUGGGAUAAAGCUUAGCCCCAUUUCUGCAUCAACACACAAUUUCUGGCACUUACCCCAACAACCCAAGUCCCUGUAAUUUAUAUUGCAUAAGGUUCUUAAGGAUUAAUGGCUAAACGUGCUCAUGUUCCCUAAACAAAUAUUUAAAAAUAAAUUAAUUACAAAUUUAAAAUCAGGAAAAAAAAUAAGACUAUUGACAGGAUAUGUUUAAAAAUGCUGAUAGUAUGACCUGCCAAUGGCAGUCAGAUCAAAACUCUGUAUGAAAAUGCCACUUCUGCCUUUAGUAUUGUGGGAAUAUAAUUAAUACUAUGUCUAUGGACAACAAUGACUUAGAAUGGUUCAUCCAGAUUUGAUCACCUUACCAGUAAGUGUUUUUUAAGUAAGACACCUAACAAUAUUUAUCCACCUACCUCAAUUACUCAUAGACUGCACACUCUAUACCUGUAAAGCACAGUGAAAUAUGUUGGCACUAUAUAAAUGCUAAUAUAUAUAUAAUUCAUGUAAUGUGUUAUAAUUUAAUGGAUGUUUCUAAUAUACUAAUAGGAAUCUUGGUAAUUUACUUAAUACAGGUAAAGCUCCGUUACCCAGACCAGACUACAAACCUCCUGAACCCAAUGGCUGUAGUUCCUAUUUCCUUGGUCUCAAGGUACCCGAGAGUGUAUGUACAGCUAACACCUUCUGUAUUUAUAGCAUGAUUCUAUAACACACCUUUAAUCAUUAACCAUGUCUAAUUUAAACCAAUUUUUAUAUAGGCACUCGAUUAUUAAGUUACUAUACAAACACUGAUCAAAAUGUACUGAAAAACAAACGUGGGCAUUCUGUGAUUCCAGGUUUGCCAUAUUAGCCCAAAGGUACCUAUAGAUUUUGAGUAAUCAGCAGUAAGUUCUUGAGUUGCAAUGGAAUCCAUAUAGCACUAGAUUAAUCUCGACUUGCAGCUAUAGAAAAGAAACAUGAUGGGGAUAAAAGGCAAAGUUUCCCAGGAUUGACCAUGGUUGGUCAUGUUUGCUGGACACUUUCAAAAGACCACAGGGAAUCAGUUUCUUGAUCACUUGUGCUUGUGUGAGAACAUUUGCUAUUAAUGGAACACUGUAGUCACCAAAACAACUUUAGCUGAAUGAGGCAGUUUUGGUGUAUAGAUCAUGCUCCUGUAGUCUCACUACUCAAUUCUCUGCUGUUAAGGUAUUUAAUUUACCACACCUCUUUGCAAGCAAUAUGCACAUCCUUCCUGAACACUUCCUGUAAAUGAAAAUCUAAGGUUUACACUUCCUAUAUUGCAAAAAUUAGAAAAUUAUCUCCUGGAAAGGACAAGGCAAACUGAUAUGCACUGGGUGUUCUGACUCCUUUCUAUCAUGGCUAGCAUUAAGUUUUUCAGCAAUCUGAGCUACAGUAGCCUUUCUGUGUGAUCGACCACAAAGGCUAGCCUUCUCUCCCCACGUGCAUCAAUGAGCCUUGGGCACCCUGAUGCGGGACCACUGGUUGUCCUUCCUUGCACCACUUUUAGUAGGUACUAAUCACUGCAUACCAGAAACACCUCACAAGAUUUGCCGGUUUGGAGAUGCUCUGAUCAGAUUAUUAAAACUGCAAUAAUUACAUUCUAAGUGUUAGGGGUGAUGGGAGUUUGCACCCAGACCACUUCAAUGAGCUGAAGAUGUCUGGGUGGCUACAGUGUCCCUUUAACUCCCAAAUAGGAACCCACUCCUGUUGCCAUCAUAUCCUCUCAUCUCUCUUUACUUUCUCAUAUAUUCUAUCUAAUCUAUCUAUCUAUCUAUCUACAGUGUGUGUGUGUGUGUGUGUGUGUGUGUAUAUAUAUACAUAUAUGCCCUGGUGGGCUCCCCAGGCCACUCUUCACAUGUAUAGAGAAGAGGAGCCCAGGGGACAAUGGCAGGACCUCUCACGAGCCACGACUGUCAGAGCAUUUCCAUGGGUUACCACAGCAACAGUCCAAAGCAACACAAUGCCGAGGCUCGCCACAGAGGGAGAGGACCUGUCACUUGCUGGACUGGAUGGUGAAAACUGGAGUCUCCUGGGCUCACUCUUAACUAUGUAAGGCAGCUGGCAGCCUGCACAGUCCUACUGGACUACCAAGGGAAUGUAGUAAGAGCCAGGGAGGAGAAAAUAAACUUAUAUUAUUAUAUUUUAAUAUUAAGAAUAAAUAUAUAUAAUAAUUUUUAUUAUUAUUAUCGCCAUUUACAUAGCGCCAACAGAUUCCGUAGCGAUUUACAAUAUUAUAAGAGGGGGGAUUUAACUAUAAAUAGGACAAUUACAAGAAAACUUACAGGAACAAUAGGUUGAAGAGGACCCUGCUCAAACGAGCUUACAGUCUAUAGGAGAUGAAAUCCAUGCAUUAUAAAUUCAUAGGAAAUGCUGUGUUCAGCUGCUGCAGUAUUACUUGUAGGCCAGUAGGUGGUGAGCUACACCAGGUCAGAUCAGUAGGAGUAAAAGCACACAGAAUGCUUAUUUCCUAAAAUAAAGGCUAUGUAGUUAUUGAACAUUUAUUAUAUAGCACCCUUCAACUAGAGUUGUGUUGGUGGCUUUGACAUAUGAGACAUACCUAUAGAGUGCAUUAAUGGAGUCAUUUUAGUUCAUUUUACUUGGUAAAUCUACUCCUCUAGAUUUGGUAGAGAUAUCCAUGAUGAUUGUUGUAGAUUACCAAAUGGAGUAUUGUAUACUACCUGCUCUUUUAGAAUACUGAAGUGAAAAUGAAUGUGUGAAAGAAUUUGUAAAAACACUUGAUUGUUGACCGCACAGCCCCUUUCAUGACUGUGCCAAUUAUUGCUUUUACAAAUUAAUUUAAUCCUUGACUGUGUGUGUGUGUUUCAUUUUUAAUGUGUAUCUUAAGCUUAUUCCGUCCUAUGAUUUAAAUUUCAUAUAAACAAUCUCACAUUCCAUGUCACCUUAAAUGUCAUAGUUUACCAUUCGCUUUAAAUAUCUCAUUUCCAUACAAUAUUUAUCUAUCCACUUGCCAGAAUGCAUGUCCAUAUGACAUUCAAACUCAUUUGUCUUAUCUAACCCCAUCCUCACUGGCCAAAAUUGAUCAACCACAGUCCCUCCUAUAUUGUGAAUAUCUUUAUUCUCUAGUGGUGCAAUCACAUUAGAUCAGGACUUUCCUCUCUUGUGUUGCUGUGAGUCACCUGGUUUUAACUAAGGGUAUGGGGGUAUGGAAUAAUAUCCUCAUACACUCAGUCACAAAGGAUGACCAAGAGAAAAUAGCCAGCAAAGGACAAUGCGUACAAUUUAAAUACAAGGACAUAAGGACCGAGUGCCCUCUUGGGUUGCUAUAAAAGACCCUUGAUGUAGGGCGGUUGGAUUCAGGCAAGCCUUUCCUUGUUUGAUAGUAUGUAACGGAAGUAAGAACAAACGAGUUAAAAAGGAGCUGUUAUUUCCUGAGAAGUGACAGUUACUUCUUCCUUCAUCCCAAUAAUCACAAUUUCAGUGCUUAUGGUGAACACAGCAGCAAAAAUAAGUAGAAAAAAACAAAAACUAAAAACUUACUUCCACUACACUGCCAUGCGUGCUCCGAUUUAUUUUCCCACAGUGCCAUACACAUAUGCAUGCACCAGCAUACGGCACUGUGAGGCUUAUCGAAAUUACACAGUUUAUCCAGCCUUGGCUGGAAAAGUAUGUAAGCUAAUAUUUAAAGAAAGAAAUCCGAUUUUUAAAUACCUUUUUUUUUUUUUUAAUUCUUUAUUUAUUGCGUGCAAAGAGAUAACAUUGCUUGGUGCGCCACAACAGCUGCUUCAAACAGAGAGAUAACAAGACGUACAUGGUUAUGGCAUUCGCAUAAGUUGCACAUUUUUAAAUUAUAUAUCAUGCAGACUAAACAGGCUAAUCAGUAUAAGUCUAGAGUAACUAUUUGAGCUUAUUGCAAUGCUAGUGUGGAAAACAAAUAGUAGGGUAGACUUUCUGAACUGUCCCAGCAGGCGUUAUAAAUGUGAUUUCGCAUAUAAGCAGCCAGUGCACUAUUUAGCUUAUAACAAUAAAGGAAAUAGAUAGUGAAAAGGUAAGGCACAUUAGUAGUGACAUGUUCAGCUUACGGUCUAAUAUGCUGAUGUGAGUCAAUGUCUAGUAUUCAUGAUACACGCUGUAGGAAUAUAUGCCAACGGAGAGAGUCAAAAACUUAAACUUAGCAUAUAGGGGGUAUAGGGCAUAUAAGCCAUUGGGUUUCCGCGUGUACAUUUGUUAUUUCCGUUACUGUUCAAAGUGGGUCUUGUACCGUUGGUAUCCGUAAGUCAGUGGCACAGUGGGGUAGGUUGUCAAUGAUGGUCACAAAAGUCAAAUCCUAGUGCUGCUGGAGACCAGUCCUGCAGUUUGAGUCCAUUAUCAGCCAAUGCUGGCGCUUGGGGGCUCGUUGUGGCUGUUGUGAAGCGGUGAAAAGGUGAUCUGGCAGCGGGUCUCGUGAGGGCUGCGUCCUUGCUCUGGACCUUGUGCCCGGCUGGCCGCUGCAGGGGUAGGUACAUAGGCGGCUGUUCGAUGGGGGUGAGGUGCGUCCUCUCUCCAGCCCCGGAAUGAAAGCUGACAUCCUUACUCCACGGACCCGGGCACUUCUCUGGGCAGGGUCCAUCCCAUGGCGGGAGUAACGGGGGGAGCUGAUGGUCUGCCGCCUUCUGUGGUGGCUGUCCCUCCGUCCAUGUGGGUGAUGCCUUCGGGACGUGCCCCUGGUGGCCCUCGGCCCAGGUGGUCCAGCAAUGUGAGGUGCAGGCUUGUCUGGGUGCUUUAGGCCUGAGGGGGUCCUCCUCACCCUCCGAUUCUUGCCACCCCAUCCUCCAUCUCGAGGAUUGGGCGGUGUAGCGAUUGUGUGGGUCUCCAGUUUGACCCAUAGCUGGUGGAAUUGCUCGCUUAGUCUCUGCAUCAUGCGGUACACAGUAACACAGAGCACAGGGCUGGUUCAUGCUGUUCGUUUGCCGUCUCGGCUGCCCAUGUGGUAGUCGCCAUUUUGGGUCGGGUCUCUUCGCUUGUUUGGACCCCGCGCAAGGUCCGCAUGUCGAGUUGUUUGCUUAGGGCAGUCGAGUAGGGACCGGGAUAACCCCCGCCGGUCCAAGGGGAGGGUGGGUAGAGGCUUGCAUGAUCUCGUUUGUUACCAGGAAGCAGGGAGGUCGGCCGCCUCUCCCAGCUCCGGUUUAGUAGGCCGCAACGGCGUCUCUCCGGUCUCUCGCAAAUUAAGGUCUUGGGGUUUAUCUCUGUGUUCCCACAGGGCUGUGCACUGCCAGUCAGUGGGUUUGAUCGCUGUGUGUUCAGGGUUAAAUCCGCUUUUAUUGCUUGUUUAGCAGGAGCUCAGGACCCACACGUCUGCUCCUCUUGCCAGUCAGGCUUUGCCCCCUAAAUAACCUUUUUUAGCACAACCAAAUGCUAACGUUUGUGCUAAAAAAAAUUGAUAUACAUCGUGUGUAUGUUUAUAUAUACAUUUUUCUACACCAUUGCAGUGUUGACUGUACAUUGAUUCAUUAACGUGUAAAAGCUUAAUAGUUCUCAAAAAUAAAGCCAUAGUUUUAAUAGAAUGGAUAAAAAGACAAAUUAUUAGUUGCCAGUAAAAUAACAAUUCUUUUUGCAGUGUUUAUACUGGCAUGCACAAAACCAAUUUUGCCCACAAUCACUGUUUCCUACAAACACUGUCGUGUUAGUUUGCUUAAUAUUUUAUUUUAAACUAACUACCCUCUCGCCUUUUUUCUCAAGUUGGAUAUGGGGAUCCCAGCAAUGACUAAAUGCUGUAACCAGUUGGAUAUCUGUUAUGACACAUGCGGGGCAAACAAGUACAGAUGUGAUGCCAAGUUCCGAUGGUGUCUCCACUCCAUAUGCUCUGAUCUCAAGAAGAGUCUGGGUUUUGUCUCCAAAGUAGAAGGUGAGUUACUUUUUACUAUCAAGCAAAAAGACCAACACUAUGACACUGAAAGUACCAAAAAAAAAAAAAAAAGUAAUGGAGGAGGUGGUGAGGAGUGACUGGACACAUACAUUCCACAAACUCAAACAGACUGCUGAAUCAAAUAGUAUGCAAGUCCCUAAUGAGAUAAGUGUCUCCACAAUUUGAGCAGAAUAAUUACCAAGUGUGUUCUGAGUGCUCAACUGUACAGUUCCACAAAACACCAGACAAAAAGUAAUUUGUAAAUUGUCCAUAAUUUUAUCCAUUACCCAUGAUUUGGUCAAAAAAUUCUACAGUUUUUCUUUUUUUUUUUUUUUGCUAAAAGUUUGUGGUUAAAUUGAUAGUUCCGUGAAAGAGUUUAUGUUUAAGACAUUUCACCGGAUUAUAUGGUUGAUACAUAGUACUGUUUUGAUAAGUCAACUCACAAUUUGAUGCUCAAUUAUAGGAAGGUUUCUCAUAAAUUGAAGAAUGGAUAUUUUAAAAUGAACUUUUCUUGAUCUCAAAGUGAUAUUCUAGGACUGUAAUGAUAUAAGGGAUUUUCUUCGAAACAUAGAAACGUGACGGCAGAUAAGAACCAUUCGGCCCAUCUAGUCUGCCCAAUUUUCUAAAUACUUUCAUUAGUCCCUGGCCUUAUCUUAUAGCUAGGAUAGCCUUAUGCCUAUCCUAUGCAUGCUUAAACUCCUUUACUGUGUUAACCUCUACCACUUCAGCUGGAAGGCUAUUCCUUGCAUCCACUACCCUCUCAGUACAGUAAUACUUCCUGAUAUUAUUUUUAAACCUUUGCCCCUCUAAUUUAAGACUAUGUCCUCUUGUUGUGGUAGUUUUUCUUCUUUUAAAUAUAGUCUCCUCCUUUACUGUGUUGAUUCCCUUUAUAUAUUUAAAUGUUUCUAUCAUAUCCCCCCUGUCUCGUCUUUCCUCCAAGCUAUACAUGUUAAGAUCCUUUAACCUUUCCUGGUAAGUUUUAUCCCGCAAUCCAUGAACCAGUUUAGUAGCCCUUCUCUGAACCCUCUCUAAGGUAUCAAUAUCCUUCUGAAGAUACGGUCUCCAGUACUGCGUACAAUACUCCAAGUGAGGUCUCACCAAUGUUCUGUACAAUGGCAUGAGCACUUCCCUCUUUCUACUGCUAAUACCUCUCCCUAUACAACCAAGCAUUCUGCUAGCUUGGAAUACAUUUUUUUUUUGCUUUUUAAUUGGGUAUUGAUUCUUUAGACAGAGUCAACUUAUAACUAACUGUUCUCCACUUAGCUAUAAACAACAACUUCUUAUCAAUAAAUUACAACCUGUACUUUAUCCUAAUCAAUAAAUUACAACCUGUAUUUAAUCCUAAAGUAGUUGCUCUGUUAAAUCCCCUACUAAGAAAAUAGAUUAAGUGUCAAAUAGUAAUGUUAAUCAUUGACUCUAGGGAUGUAAUGCCACAAAACCAUCUCCAUAAAGGAACACUCCCACCCCAUAAGACCUUCAGCUCAUCAAAGAUGUUAUGAGGACAGGAGUGUUUUGGCCCUGUCUCACUUUCAGCGAUUAAACAAUUUUACAAUGGCAAAACUCUGGUGUCAAACACCGAUAACAGUUUUCCAACAAUUUAGUCCAAAGGUUCAUCCUCUACUCUACCUGACACUCUUAGCCUGUUUAACUCCUGAAGGUAAGACAGUACCCAGACACUCUUGCCCCCUAACAACUUCAAUGAGCUUAUAUGCGUUGGAGUGUUCCUUUACAGAUGGUAUAAUACAUUAUAUUGCUUUGUCUUGCAAUACCCAUCAUCAUUAUAGAAUUUUAAAAGAUCUAGGUUGUCCAACGUUGAAUCCAGAUGUACUAUCUAAUAUUCUUAAUCUUUUAUACUCCACAGAGAAUUCUACAUAAAUUUUCCAAGAAAUACAGCAGUGUUUAUAUAUCUAUGUUUUCUUCAAUUCUAGCACUUUUUGUUCUUCAUACUUCUAAAAAUGGAGCAGGUUGAGCUCUUUAAUGGUAUGAUGGCAUCCCAGACAACAUCAACUGUUCUACCAAUUUAAUGUCUCUUGAAAAAUUAUGUGAAACAGAAUAUAACCUGUUGUUGUAUUUUAUUUUGUUUGCAAACUUAAACCCAUGAUUUCUAGUUUUGAAAAUUAACAUCGCAUUUGUUUGUUUUUUUAUAGCCUGUGAAUCAGUUGCAGAUACGGUAUUCAAUACUGUUUGGACUCUGGGAUGCAGACCAUUCAUGAACAGUCAGAGAACAUCCUGCAUCUGCAAUGAGGAGGAACGAGAAGAACUCUGAGGCAGGAGAUGCUUCUUGAUCAUCCACCAGACUCUCGUGAUAACCGCAGUAUUAUAUAAUUUUUCACCUGCAAGACUCUGCAAAGCUCACCUCUACUGGACAGCUAGUCAUCAAGAUCAACUUUAUAAUCUCAGCUGGUAAAGAGUUAUCGUGAUACCAAACUUUACUUAUUCCAUUUUGGGGCUAGAAACAUUUUCAUGAAAUGAACCCAAGCCACAGAAUCUAUAUGGUCUGAGUUUCAUACAAUAUAAGGAUUCUGAUGUUUACCAUUUAACACUGACAGUGGAGAUAAUUUAGUUUCUUUAUGUAUUGAUGUAUGCAUUGGACUUUGUUAAUAUACUUGUUCCCAAACAAGUAUGGCAGAGCUUCGAGCAACACAUGACAAACAAAUUUGUUUUUGUCUCAAUAAAGUAGCAUAUUAGUGGUUGCAGUAUUUUUUUUUUCUUAAGCUACCUUGUGCAGAAAAAUUAUUUAAUUAGUAAUGUCCAAUAAUUUAAAGUUUAGAUUACAUUAUUCUUCCAAACCAGAGUGUGUGUAUUGUUACGAAGCUAUUAUUGAGUGGAAGUUUGAUAAAGGUGUUGGAAGUACAUAAAAAAACCUAUUCUCCAAGGUUUUGAGAAUUAUAUUAAAAUUAUAUAUAUAUAUAUAUAUAUAUAUAUAUAUAUAUAUAUACAUAUAUAUAUAUCUCCUCUUGUCAGCAAGGGUUGACUUUAUCAUAAAUUUCAGAAUUUUGGAAUUUAUAAAAUCCAUUAUAUUUAUAUAUGUUUAUAGGCCCCCCCAUUGAGCCACCUAGGCUACUUAGCUUUAUUUGAGCAACACCAUCAAGUUCUAACAUUGACUGGUAUUGGUAACAUGUGUUUGCAUAUUUUUUUUUAUUAUCGAUGAAUUGUCUAAAUGGCAGAGUCGACCAACCUCUCCAAGUUAUUGGAGGCCCAAAAAACAACAACGUUGUAUUGGUGCCCAGAGUGUCCCUUUAAGCAGCCUCAUACUUUCCAAUUUAACUGUGAAUAAUCGUUGUCAACCAUAAAAAAAGAUUAAAGACUAAUGUAUUCAGAAAAAAAAGUGACUUGAGCUGCCCCUUAUUUGUGUAACAAUAUUUCAAUCCCUGUAUGGGCUUUCACUAGGCUUAGCACUUAACUGGCACCUGUCAUGUCCAAAACUACUUUCAUCCAUCCAUUAUGUUUGUUCCAGUCAGGUUUCCUUCACCCAUGUUUGCAAUGAAACUGCAAGGUGCUCGAUCUAUACACCAAAAUCAUUUUAUUAAAGUUGUUUUGGUGUUUAGAUUGUCCCUUUAAUGAAAACCAUUGAUGUUGUACAUGCUUGAGUAGAUCUUACGGAGUAUAUGCAGAUGGCUAGCUAAACAACCUCCUAACUCUGAACAUCUCCCCAUGGAUGGCAGAUGACCUAUAAUGCAAAAACCAUACAUCUGGUAUCACAUGCUUUACCGGAAGCAUAUUUACAUAUUAUGUGACAUAUGACCCUUUCAUUGUAUAUGAAAGCAGAUACAUUAUAAGUGGUAUUUACAUUUAAUAAAAAACAGCAAUACAACAAGUAGAAAGUAAUCAAAGAUCAUGAAUAAUCUAAAAACAUGUGCAUUUGUAACAUACAGGUGUCAUAUUUAGCACUUUAUGUGCUGCAGCCUUUUUUGCAAACAUGUCUUCUGUUGCUGUGCAACCUUUAGAAGAGAAAUUACGAGGUUGUAAUAAUGGGCUUGCCAGUCAAACUGUAGUGAUACAUUCACCCAUCAUCUUACAUACAGCGUGUUUCCAUAAUAUGCUAGGACAGCAAGGCAGUCUUUGGCACUACAUAAGUUGUGAACUACAUCUCCCCUUAUGAGUUGGCCGCAUUAAAGGAGAUGUGGUCCACAACAUCUGGAAUACCAAAGUAUCAAAGGGUAUUCUAAGAAAAAUGGUAUAGUUCUUUUCUUCUGAAAGAUUAGUCUAGGAAAGUAGUCAACUGUCAGAAAAAUAUUACUAACUGUUGCAGAGAACAUAUAGUAUCAUUAUAAAUACAUGCUAACUGGAGUAAACUGAUAGUUGAAGAUAAGCAUAUAUAAUAUGUGUGCGAUAUAGUGAAAGUUCAUGUAAAAGUUUUCAGUUAUAAUAUAUGCAUAUAUAUAUAUAUAGUGUGCAACUGAGAGUUAUUAAUGGAGACUUAUCAAAGUGUUCUGAUCUAAAGGUAUUCUAAAGCAUUACAAGUGGGACAAUAACCAUGGGAACCAGUAGAACCAGCAGAUACAUUCCAUUGCUGACUCCCCCAUUUUUACAACACUUUUUCGAAACAGAACCCAUUGAUAAACCCUGCCCCCCACGCUAUUUGAUGUAUUAGCCAAAACCAGAGGUGCUAAAACGUUUAACACUCCUAUACUGUGUAGCCAGUCCAUCAUGGGAAAUCGUUGGGGUUCCAAAGAUUUGUCAUCACUUUGUCUAACUCAUGGUCUGAUAUAAAUAUCCCUAUAAUUUAUAUAUAAUACAGAGUGGUGGGUUAAAAAAAAAUAAACGAAAAACAAGUUUCAUUUCAUGUUUGUUCAUUUGACAUAUGUUACUUUUCGUUAAAUUUUUUCCAUAGCUGUCAACUUGUAUUUCAUAGUUCAGCAUAUUGAACUGGUGACAUGGAAACCAUAAUUAUAAUGAUGCACAGAUUAUAAGUAUUUUCAGGGUUUAGUUAAUAGUAUCUGGGCACGGUUUGUAUGAAACACAUUUUUAUUUUCCUAAGGGUCUUUUUUUUUUUUGUACCUCUUAUGUUUGUGUGUCUGGAAUGCAAAUGAUUAACAAAACUCUAUAUAUCUUUCUAGCUUUUCUGAUGAGGGAUCAUCUCUUUUAAGUUAAACAUUCAAUCUGUUAGCCAUAGUUUAAAGAAACAACAAAAAGCCUGCCUGCUGUAGAUAAAAACGUAAUGAAAGCAACAGCAAGAAUUUCAGCUAUGCCUCACAUUUCGAAGAGGGAAUCUAACCGCAAAUCAAUGCUUUAUAUACAGCAUUGCAUUUCAGAGAUGAAACUACUCUUCCAUGUCUAUUAUGAUGGGACCUCCAGUAAGGAUAUGAUUUGCCACAGGGCUGGUUGUUUCUUGCAUAUUUGCUUCUCUACGCAUGCGUUGGCGACAUCCUUGAGCACAUCGAGAUCGCUCGUCUGUUGCUCCACAAACCAGGACCUGGCAGUGUAAAAACACUUCCU
This is a messenger RNA of Pelobates cultripes (western spadefoot toad), 20566 nucleotides long. NCBI's taxonomy places the organism in Eukaryota, Metazoa, Chordata, Amphibia, Anura, Pelobatidae. The record is from the annotation of a GenBank genome assembly.